This is a messenger RNA of Coregonus clupeaformis (lake whitefish), 4283 nucleotides long. Its product is annotated as coiled-coil domain-containing protein 80. The record is from RefSeq and is a predicted model, not a curated record. NCBI's taxonomy places the organism in Eukaryota, Metazoa, Chordata, Actinopteri, Salmoniformes, Salmonidae. Bases 710 to 3478 code for a protein of 922 amino acids. The transcript has 9 exons.
UUUAGGUUGGAAAAUUGGGAGACGGGAGAAGGAGACGCAUUUCCCAUACAGAAGAGCCACUCUGUACAGAUUUUCCUCUUGAAUCCGGACGAAGCCUGCUAUGCGUAAAACUCCCAGCUUUUUAGAUGGAUUAUUUGGAUAGUUGGAAAUAACUACUGUCUUUUGAAAUAACGGUCAAGUCAGAGAAUGAAGUAAAACGAUGUAUUUUCGAGAGUGCUGUAUCAGUUGUUAACUUGUGGAUGUUAAAAUGCUGCGUACACUUGGAGUUUAUAACUGGUAUGCAAACUAAUUCCAGAAACGCAAAGUCAGCGUCUUUUCCUAAUUUGUCUAGUGAUUUGGAGUGCUGAACUUGGGUUUGGAAUAACGGUUUCUAAUACCCGGAAUGAUUUUCAGGAAUUGCUGACUCAGUCAAUGGGUGCCUGGUUUUGGUGAGUUUUCCUGUCUGCGUUUUCAUGAGGCUGUCAGGUUAAUAGCAGGCUGGUGAAGUGGGGUUUGGGGUUAUCUGCUGUUCCACUGCGAAAAGUAAAGACAUGCUUUGAAACACAACACUAAAGUGUUUGCCUCUCUCUUGCACUCUAUUUUUUACUGCGCUGGACUGUCUUUUUAUUUAUUGAAAACAAAUGUACUAAAUACGCAUACAGGUCCCAUGUACACUAUUGGAUAUUCCUCACUCUGUCGGAUUGUUAAUUGUAAUUGACAGCUUCCCAUCAUGCGGGGAGCGUUUGUUCUGGGUCUGUUCCUGCUCUGUCUGCUAGCGUGGGCAGGACACGCAGAGAAACAGGGCCAUCUCAGACGGAUGCCCUUGCGCCGAGGCACCAGACUCAACAUGGGGCGUCUGCAGCCGGGCGCAGCCGGCAGUGCUGUCGGCGGGGGAGGAACACGCCCAGGACCUGGCUCGGCCUCGGUGCCCUCCGGGCUCAGCGUCAGGCGCUGGGAGGACAUGCAGGCGGACCAGGCCUCUGUUCCCCGGGCCAGGACUGGGGCUGGACAGGGCAGGAGAGGUGGCGCACUGGCAGGGGCAGCAGGGAGGAGGGCAGCCGGGCAUAGGGUUACCCUCCAGCCUGGCAUGCUUCAGGAUGAAGGCGCUCUCGGGGCGAGAAACAGACAGGCCCGCAUGCCAAGCAGCGCAGGCUCGCCUAACCUCCUGGCGAGCUUCGCAGGGAAAAACCGCAUCCUGGUUAUUUCUGCCCCGCACGACUCAGACGGUUACUACCGGCUAAUGAUGACGCUGCUGAAGCCGGACGUGUACUGCGAGCUGGCGGAGCGGCACGUGCAGCAGAUCGUGAUAUUCCACCAGGAGGGGGAGAUGGGUGGGAAGGUGAGGCGGAUCACCAGAGAGGGGAAGGUGAUGGAGGAACCUUUGGACACCACACUCAUCCCCCGCCUCAUGACCUUCCUCAAACUGGAGAAAGGUAAGUUUGGGAUGGUCCUCCUGAGGAAAACCCUCCAGGUGGAGGAGAGGUACCCCUAUCCAGUCAGGCUGGAGGCCAUGUAUGAGGUCAUCGACCAGGCACCAAUGAGGAAGCUGGAGAAGAUCCGACAGAAGGGAUUCGUCCAGAAGUGUAAAGGGGCGGGAGUAGAGGGCCAGGUGGAGGAGGGGGGCGUAGACUCAGGGACGGUAGUGGAAACAGGUGGACAGGUAGACCCGCCCCCAGAGAGGAAGCCGGUGAGGAAGCCAACGAGGAGACCCACGACAACCACCACCGUUGCCACGACGACAACGAGGCCGACGACAACUACCACGACUAUGCGACCCACAACGACCACGACAAAAGCCACCACGACAAAAGCCACCACGACAACCACACCAAAACCCAGACAGACUACAACGACAACGACCACAACUAAACGGCCUACGACCACACGACAGACCACCACUACUACAACCACAACAACAACCCAGAGACCCACAAAAGCCCAGACCACCCCUGACUGGCUGCCUGCCCCUAGGACCACGGCUGAGCCAUAUUACAGGGACAGGGACAUGUACCCAGCCAAGACCACCCCGUCUGGGGACAACCGAACAGAAAAGGAGGGGAAGGACCACAACGUCCAUCAGCAGGCAGGAGUGGUGCCCACCCAGCACAAACCCACCAAGGGCAAACCUACCAAGAGGAAGAAUGAGAUGGUUUUAAAUAAUGAGUAUGAGGAGAAGUAUGAACCUGGCCGGCCCACCGUCAGCGACCCAGAGACACAGACAGAGGUCAACACAGAGGUCAGCCCAGCCAAGAGGCGCAAGGGAAAACACGACAAUACUGAGAAAAAGAAGAAAAAGAAGAACGGCAAACCAGACAAGGACAAGGCCGAGAGGAGAGGAGCGAAGGCCGAGAGGAGAGGAGCGAAGGCCGAGAGGAGAGGAGCGAAGGCAGGGAAGGAGGGCAAAAACAACGGAAAGAAGAACGGAAGGAAGGUGUCAAAGAAUCCUGAGAAAGAGGAGUACUACAAACCCACCAAGAAGCCUCCGUCUCCUAGGGGAUCCCUGGCUUCCUUCCUGGACUACUUUGAGAACAGGAGACGACUCGUGAUCAUAACGGCCCCCAGUGAGGAGAACACUAUGUAUGUGCAGCAGCGGGAUGAAUACCUGGAGACGGUGUGUGAGAUGGCCAUUAGGAAAGUCUCCAUCAUCACCAUCUUUGGCUCGCUCACCAACUCCACCAUGAAGAUAGAGCACUACCAGCUGGAGAAUGAUAAGCCUAUGAAAGGUCUUCGUCAGGAGGACCUGGUGAACCAGGAUGUGAUCACAGAGCUGCGGAAGGAGUUCAGUAUGACCUUCAACCACUUCUACAUGGUCCUCACUGACACUGACAUGAGAGUCAAGCAAUCCUACGAGGUCCCCAUCGCCAUGAAGGCUGUGUUUGAUUACGUCGACACCUUCUCCUCUCGCAUCAGAGAGAUGGAACAGCAGAAGAGUGACGGAGUGGCCUGCAAGAAGGAGGACAAACCAAGAUCACUGGAGAACUUCCUCUCCAGGUUCCGUUGGAGGCGUCGCCUGUUUGUAAUCUCCGCCCCCAAUGAUGAGGAAUGGGCCUAUCAGCAGCAGCUUUACGCCCUGACCAGCCAAGCCUGCAACCUGGGCCUGAGACACAUCUCCAUCCUGAAGCUGGUUGGCAUGGAGGCAGUGGACCAGGGAGGAGUCCUAGAGCUAUAUCCAAUUAAUGGCAGUGCCACGGUGGAGCGUGAGGGCCUCUCGGCCACCCUGGUCAAAGACAUCCGUAACUACUUCCAGAUCAGCCCAGAGUACUUCUCCAUGCUGCUGGUGGGCAAGGACGGCAACGUCAAGUCGUGGUACCCGAGCCCCAUGUGGUCCAUGGCCAUUAUUUACGACCUGGUGGACUCUAUGCAGCUCCGCAGGCAGGAGAUGGCCAUCCAGCAGUCACUGGGCAUGCGCUGCCCCGAAGACGAGUACGGAGGAUACGGGUACCAUCACCAUGGCUACGACGGUUACCAGGACGGCUAUCACCAAGGACACGGUUACUAAAAGGGGACAGGGAGGGGGUGUCAAUAGUCUAUAAGCAAUGAUAUGGUUACUAAGGGGUGUGUUGCCUAAUCUCAAAUCAAUCUCUUUGCCUUUAUCCAUAGAUGCUUCUUGAUGGCCCUUUGUAGAUUUAAAUGGAUCAGAUAGGUAUAUGCAGCAAGGUAUGGCUCUACCGAGCCCCCUGGUAGUCUAGAUGGGGUUUCCACCAUGUUGCUUGAACUUAGCCACUGGUUUCCGAUCUGUUGGCAUUAAAGAAGUACCUAGGGGUAGGGGUUGAUUUCAAAUUGGGCAUGUGUGUGCGUGGGAGAGGGGCAUGAGUGUAACCUUUGUCUCGCCUCCUGAAUGGUGGUUUGUGUUUUUCAGGAAGUUUAUGGAGGGUUAAAGGUAAAGGGUCAGGGGUUAGCUCUGUACUUCCUGAUUCUAGAAUGAAAUAGAGAAGGAUAGUGACGUCGUCAAUCUCUGUCUAAUCCUUCUCUAUAUCAGUCUUGUUAUUUUGUAUUAAGAAUUACAAUCAACCAAAUGUACACGUUCACUUUCACAGUCUGGAACUUUAUUGUAGAUAAAAGCAUAAAGAUGAGUCAAACCUUUUGUUUGUAUUGGAUGUCUGUUUUUAAUUUGAGGCUAUAACUGUCUGUUUUCUGAAAUGAAUUUUCAACUUAAUUUCUGUUUUGUCAUUUUCCUGUUGUUACAUAUUGUUCUUAUUUAUACUCUGUUGUGCAUGAGAGACGGAGUCUCUGUUGUACUGUAUAUUUAUGACAAAUAAAACUUUGUUUACUGACAACACUUUUCUCUGAGUUUUAUUACAAAC